AUGCCCGCGAACCACAGUGUCAAAAAAGCCCUCUCACUGAUCGAGGCUGAUACCAGCAAAGUGCUCGGCUUGAAAGUCGGCAAUCAUGGGGCCGUGCAACCGGGCCAGUAUAUCCCCAGAGCGGACGCACAAUCCCCCCCGGAACUCUUCUUCCACGGCCUCUCGCCAAGCACGAGCUACAUGCUCAUCGCCCUUGACAUCGACGCCCCCUUCCCUUCCUUCGGCGUUCUCGGCCCCAUCCUGCACUGGAUCCAGCCGGGCCUCCAGCCCACUCCGUCCGAUAGCGAUCCUGCCCUGCAGACUUUGAGAGUCACUGCGCCGUUUGUGGCCAAUUAUAUUGGCCCCGCCCCGCCGCCGGGCAGCUCGCCGCAUCGAUAUGUCUUCUUUCUGUACGAGCAGCCAGCCGGGUUCGAGGGAAAGAAGUAUGCGCCGCCGCGGGGGCAGAAUUUGGGGAAUAUGCAUCGCCCAUACACGUAUCUCUAA
This is a messenger RNA of Aspergillus saccharolyticus JOP 1030-1, 483 nucleotides long. Its product is annotated as YbhB/YbcL family Raf kinase inhibitor-like protein. The transcript has 3 exons. Bases 1 to 483 code for a protein of 160 amino acids. Lineage: Eukaryota; Fungi; Ascomycota; Eurotiomycetes; Eurotiales; Aspergillaceae. The record is from RefSeq and is a predicted model, not a curated record. Gene Ontology annotation, molecular function: phospholipid binding; peptidase inhibitor activity. Gene Ontology annotation, biological process: regulation of proteolysis; regulation of Ras protein signal transduction.